AAAUACUCUGUAGUAGGACUAUCUAGCCAUGCCUUCUAUUGAGGCCUUGAAGAAGCGGUUCCCCUUCCGCAGAACUAACACUAGCACUGAUGCCAUUCCUGUGCAGGACAUUCCACCAGAAAAGAGCGAUGAAACAGGGUCACAGCCCAGCGAGGCUGUUCUACAGACCGGAGAUGGUGUCACUGAUCCGACUCGCAACCUCUCCGAGGUAGAGGCAAAUCGCCGCCUCAGCACCUUCCGAAAACAACAUCAUUACGACCCUAACCUCCCUGACUCGGCCUUCGAAGCCGUCGAUGAAGCUACCGAAGCCCGGAAUCACAAAGGUGAGGCUGAGCUCGUAGGUGACUUGGUCGAAAACUCACCUUAUCCGGAGGUCCGGGCCGUCGUACGAAACUACGAUGAAGAUGUCCCUACGAGUACUGUCCGAGCAUGGACAAUCGGUCUCAUUUUGACAACCGUCUGCUCAGGUGUGAAUGCUCUAUUUUUGCUACGAUAUCCUCCCAUCUCGAUUGGACCGUACGUUGUCCAGCUUGUGGCGUAUCCUUUAGGUGUUGGCUGGGCCAAGGUAGUUCCAAAGAAAAAGUUCAAGAUCUUUGGAAUUAUUUUCGACCUAAAUCCUGGCCCAUUCAACGUCAAGGAGCAUGUCAUCAUUGUUGCCAUGUCCAAUGCUGCAUUUGGGGGUGGUGCAGGGUAUUUCAUUGACACUGUUGUAUCACUCCGCAAAUUCUAUAACUUCGACAGCUGGGGAUGGGGCUUCAACCUGCUCUUCGCCUUUUCUACUCAGUGUCUGGGCUUCGGGCUGGCAGGCUCGGUCAGGCGUUUCCUUGUGGAACCUGCUGCCAUGAUCUGGCCUGCCGCCCUUGUCAACGUCGCCUUCAUGUAUGCCUUGCAUGAUCAGAGCCCUAGUGAUCCGGCGAAGACAAAUGGAUGGUCCAUAUCGCGUUAUCGACUGUUCAUGAUCGUUUGUAUCGCCAUGUUCGUGUACUCUUGGUUUCCUGACUUCAUCUUCCCUGCAUUGAGCUACUUCGCCUGGAUCACCUGGAUUAAGCCGAAUAAUGUUGUAGUGAACCAACUCUUUGGCCAGGUGACUGGAAUAUCUCUGGGAUUCCCUUUCACUGGUUUCACGCUGGACUGGGCACAGAUCAACAGCUUUUAUGGCAGUCCUCUCAUUGCUCCAUGGCACGCCCUUGCCAAUACCUUGAUUGGCUGUAUUUUCUUCCUAUGGAUUGUUGUACCUGCCCUUCAUUACACUGGAACAUGGUACGCUGAAUAUGUUCCCAUACUGCAAAAUGGCAUUUUGGACAACACUGGAACCACUUACAAUACUUCGGCAAUCUUGAGACCGGAUCAUACGGUUGAUCCACAACAGUAUGAAGCAUACUCGCCUCUUUUCUUGUCGACAUCGUUUGCUCUUGCAUACGGUCUGAGCUUCGCGUCUAUCACAGCACUAUUCUCACAUACCUGGCUUUUCCACGGCAGUGAAAUCUGGGCUAGACUUAAAGCCUCGCAUGGAGAACUGGACGAUAUACACAUGAAGAUCAUGCGCAAGUAUAAGACGGUCCCUACUUGGUGGUACUUGUCGCUUCUGGCUAUCAUGGUUGCAUUUGCAUUUGCAUCUGCUUGCGGCUAUGAUACUGGCAUGGCUUGGUACUCUGUCCUGCUCUCACUUGUCAUUGCAGGGUUCUGGACCAUUCCCAUUGGUAUGGUUCAAGCCUUCACGAACAUCCAACUUGGACUCAACGUUUUCACCGAAUUUAUCAUCGGUUAUCUUCAACCUGGACACCCUGUGGCCAUGAUGAUGUUUAAAACCUUUGGCUAUAUCGUCAUGACCCAAGCGCUCUAUUUCUGUCAAGACUUGAAGCUAGGACAUUACAUGCACGUCCCUCAACGGUCACUGUUUUUUGCUCAACUCGUCGCAACUUUGUGGUCAUGCCUCUGUCAGCUGGCUACGGUCGAAUGGGCCUUGGGGGCAAUCGACAACAUUUGUACCCCAGCCGCCUCAAACUUUUUUACCUGCGCAUAUAUCAAGACAUUCUACAACGCUUCAGUCAUCUGGGGCGCAGUCGGACCCAAGCAUCUAUUUUCCAGCGGCGCAAUCUACCAAGAUUUGCAGUACUUUUGGCUCAUUGGAUUCUUUGUCCCAAUUAUUGCCUAUCUUAUUGCUCGAGCUUUCCCAAAAUCAAUGGCACGGAAGUUCAAUAGCCCAUUGUUCUUCAAUGCGUUGGCUUAUGUUCCUCCAUAUAGCGCUUUCAAUAUUGUGAGUCCCCCCAUGUCGAAAAACCAAAACUUGCUUCUAGGCUAACUACUUCAUAGCUCGCCUGGUGUAUGGUGGGAUACGGCUUCAAUAAAUAUAUCCGCGACAAGUUUAGGGGCUGGUGGAUGCAGUACAACUAUGUCCUUAGCGCAGCUUUGGAUGUUGGCUUGGCCCUUUGCUCGCUGGCUAUCUUCUUCUUUGUGCAACUUCCUGGAGGGAAUAUGUCAAGCUGGUGGGGUGUAAGUGUCAUAGAUUCCACGCUUGAUGCACAGCAGGCAGCAAUUCGGAAGACUGUUGCGGAUGGUGAGAUAUUUGGCCCCAAGGAGUGGAAGUGGUAGUUGGAAACUGAGUCAAUUAGGGGCUACGCGGGUGAAAGUGUGUGAAGUAAGGGCCCGAGAGCCUCCCGGGUUUCACUAGCUAGGUAAGUAGGUAUCUAGUAGCUUUAUUCGACCAUGGUCGUUAUGAAAGGAUGAAGCCGUCUCGAACAAUA
Molecule: messenger RNA, 2744 nt
Organism: Exophiala mesophila
Lineage: Eukaryota; Fungi; Ascomycota; Eurotiomycetes; Chaetothyriales; Herpotrichiellaceae
Product: OPT family small oligopeptide transporter, variant 1
Exons: 3
Coding region: 29-2302 (757 amino acids)
Biological process (GO): transmembrane transport
Molecular function (GO): oligopeptide transmembrane transporter activity
Source: RefSeq, a predicted model, not a curated record